UAUUAUUCAUUUUCAAUCAACUUGUUUUAAAAUAUUGCAUUCCAAAAUUCCAUUUAGGCGCCAUGUAGGUAGGUAGGUACGCUGUGCGUGUCACGUGUCGCGUCGCCCGGUCGCGCCGCUCGUCGUCCUCCCACCGCCCGCGCCGCUCGUCGUCCUCCCACCGCCCGCGCCGUUCGUCGCUCUCCCGCCGCCCGCGGCAUACCGCGGCAGCUUGCGACCAUUCAGUUGAGUCAAUACGAUUACUAGGACUGCACGUGAUCAAGUUUUUGAUACCAAAUUUUAAAACUCGAAAAUAAGCUAAGAAUAAAUUCCGUACCUAGAUAGUGAUUGUUUAUAGUUUUACGAGCACUGUUUUAAGCAGUUCACGAUGGAUAAAUGGCUAAAACCUGGGAUUGCUAAGGGGAAACGUGGUGCUAGCUUUGUGGACAGUAAUGUUAAUACUUAUCAAUCUAAUCAAGCUUUUGACCAAGUCUCAUCUUCACCAGAAGGAGAGACAAUUGAAAAAAAAACGGAAAUUACCAGUGGUGCUAGUUGUUCAGGUAUUGGUACGGAAGACACUUUUGUUGAACAAAAUCAGCAAAACACAGUGAUACCAUCUACUACCGACCAUACUGAACGUCAAGCGGGAAUAUCUUCAAAAAAGAGAAAAUAUGAUGAGUCCUAUCUGUCCUAUGGAUUUAUACCGAUAGGGAAUGCUGAAAAUCCUGAUGGAAAAUGUGUUGUUUGCAGCAAGAUUUUGUUGAAUAGCUCCCUGGCACCUGCAAAGCUUAAGCGUCACCUUGAUACUAAUCAUCCUCACCUCAAAAAUAAAAACAUUAGUUUUUUUGAAAGACAAAGAGAUGUACAUCAAGCAGGUGUGACCGCUUUACAAAAAUAUGCAAAAACUGAUAAUGAAAACGCCACGAAAGCCUCAUUCAUGCUAAGUUAUAAGAUUGCACGAGCUGGAAAACCUCACACAAUAGCCGAGGAUUUUUUGAAACCAUGCAUGACUGAAGUUGUUGCCUGCUUGCUUGGAGAGGAUUCAGCUAAGAAAGUGGCAACGGUACAGUGUUCGAACAACAUCGUAUCUGACCGUAUUCAUAAGAUUUCAGACCACAUUGAAGAUGAAUUGAUUGAUAGAUUGAAAGAAAGCAAUGCAUUUGCAAUGCAACUGGACGAAACGAUGGAGCUGCAGCCAUGA
This is a messenger RNA of Maniola jurtina (meadow brown), 1180 nucleotides long. RefSeq names its product zinc finger BED domain-containing protein 5-like. The record is from RefSeq and is a predicted model, not a curated record. NCBI's taxonomy places the organism in Eukaryota, Metazoa, Arthropoda, Insecta, Lepidoptera, Nymphalidae. The coding region runs from base 368 to 1180 and encodes 270 amino acids. The transcript has 4 exons.